UUUCCCUGUAAUGUCUCGUUCUUCAGGCGUGGAUUUUAAUUGGUGUCAAUAAACGACUGCAUCAGCAUCGAGCAACAUGGCAGACAAGCUCACAAGAAUCGCUAUUGUAAAUCAUGACAAAUGCAAGCCAAAGAAAUGCCGCCAAGAAUGCAAGAAGAGUUGUCCUGUUGUACGAAUGGGAAAAUUGUGCAUAGAGGUGACUCCGCAAAGUAAGAUUGUAUGGAUUUCUGAAACCCUGUGUAUUGGUUGCGGUAUCUGCAUCAAGAAAUGUCCAUUUGGGGCCUUGUCCAUUGUGAAUUUACCAAGUAAUCUGGAGAAAGAAACCACUCACAGAUAUUGUGCCAAUGCCUUUAAGCUUCACCGCUUGCCUACUCCACGACCUGGUGAGGUGCUGGGGCUGGUUGGUACCAAUGGUAUCGGGAAGUCAACGGCAUUGAAGAUUUUGGCCGGGAAGCAGAAACCUAACCUUGGGAAGUAUGAUGAUCCUCCUGAUUGGCAAGAAAUAUUGACGUAUUUCAGAGGGUCUGAGUUGCAGAACUACUUCACCAAGAUUUUGGAAGAUGAUUUAAAGGCAAUCAUUAAACCCCAGUAUGUGGACCAAAUCCCAAAAGCUGCUAAGGGCCCUGUGGGAACCAUUUUGGAUAGAAAGGAUGAAACAAAGACUCAGACAAUUGUAUGUCAACAGCUCGAUCUGUCCCACCUGAGAGACCGAAACGUGGAGGACCUUUCUGGAGGAGAGCUCCAGAGAUUUGCCUGUGCGGUUGUAUGUAUCCAGAAAGCUGAUAUCUUUAUGUUCGAUGAACCAUCUAGUUACUUAGAUGUGAAGCAACGUCUGAAGGCUGCCAUCACCAUUAGAUCUUUGAUUAACCCAGAUCGUUACAUCAUUGUCGUUGAACACGACUUGAGUGUGCUGGAUUAUCUUUCGGACUUCAUUUGCUGCUUGUAUGGAGUGCCAAGUGCUUAUGGAGUUGUAACCAUGCCUUUCAGCGUCAGAGAAGGCAUAAACAUUUUCUUGGAUGGUUACGUCCCAACGGAAAAUUUAAGAUUCAGAGACACGUCUCUGGUAUUUAAGGUGGCCGAAACAGCAAAUGAAGAGGAAGUAAAAAAGAUGUGCAUGUAUAAAUACCCCUCCAUGAAGAAGCAGCUGGGUGACUUCAAGCUUGGCAUUGUGGCUGGCGAGUUCACAGACUCUGAAAUCAUGGUCAUGUUGGGUGAAAACGGAACCGGGAAAACAACCUUCAUCCGAAUGCUUGCUGGAAGGCUGAAACCAGAUGAAGGAGGUGAUGUGCCGGUACUUAAUGUGAGUUAUAAGCCACAGAAGAUCAGCCCCAAAUCCACUGGCUCUGUACGCCAGCUACUGCAUGAAAAGAUCCGAGAUGCUUACACGCAUCCUCAGUUUGUUACUGAUGUGAUGAAGCCGAUGCAGAUAGAAAACAUCAUCGAUCAAGAGGUGCAAACAUUGUCUGGUGGUGAGCUGCAGCGUGUGGCUAUGGCUCUGUGUCUAGGUAAACCUGCAGAUGUCUACCUAAUUGAUGAGCCUUCAGCUUACCUGGAUUCUGAACAACGUCUCAUGGCUGCUAGAGUCAUAAAACGAUUCAUUCUCCAUGCCAAGAAGACGGCCUUCAUUGUGGAACACGAUUUCAUUAUGGCUACUUACCUUGCUGACCGUGUCAUUGUAUUUGAUGGUAUCCCUUCCAAAGACACCUUAGCAAACAGUCCCCAAUCCCUUCUGGCUGGUAUGAACAAAUUUUUGUCUCAGCUGGAAAUCACAUUCAGACGAGAUCCUAACAACUACAGACCAAGAAUAAACAAACUUAAUUCCAUCAAGGAUGUGGAUCAGAAGAAGAGUGGAAAUUACUUUUUCUUGGAUGAUUAACACCGUUACAAACUCUCCACCAAAUUGAAAUAGAAAGCCUCUCGUCUGAAACCUUUCAAGGUUUUAACAGAAGAACCCAAAUGGGUCAGAUAUGCUGCCGUGUGCCGUUGUAGAAUUGCACAGUGCACAUCCCAAAUACAUCCUUCUGCCUGGGACGUCUUUCCAUCCUCUGUCCUUACCCCACUGGGAAUAAUAUUGGUAUGUGGGUCAAUAACGAAUAUAAUUUAUUCAUUUCUCCAGUAUGCUGACAAGUUUUCCCAAUUUUAGACCUUUGAACUGUAUUUCUUGAAAUUUUGCCAUAAAGAUACAAUCUUAUUUUAAAGAGGGCCCUGAACCUCAAGAGGUUUUGAAAAAUAAAUAUCCAUCUAAAAGUG
Molecule: messenger RNA, 2250 nt
Organism: Spea bombifrons (plains spadefoot toad)
Lineage: Eukaryota; Metazoa; Chordata; Amphibia; Anura; Pelobatidae
Gene: ABCE1
Product: ATP binding cassette subfamily E member 1
Exons: 16
Coding region: 77-1876 (599 amino acids)
Biological process (GO): translational initiation; ribosomal subunit export from nucleus; translational termination
Molecular function (GO): ATP hydrolysis activity; ribosomal small subunit binding; ATP binding
Source: RefSeq, a predicted model, not a curated record